AUGGCCGCUAAGGCCUUGAUAGGAAGCGCUUUUCUCACUGCAACGGUUGAAGAUUUGCUACUGAGACUCUCUUCACCAGACUUCAUCGAUUACAUCACAAGCAGCAAGUUGAAUCUCCUCAAACUGACCGUCUUCGAAACUUCGCUUCUCACUCUCCAUUCUGUUCUCCCCGAUGCAGAGCGCAAGCACUUCUUCAAUCCCUCUGUCGAACAAUGGAUGGAUGAAUUGUACGACGCCAUCUCACUUGCAGAUGAUUUGAUCGAUGAAAUCGGUUACGAUUCCAUGCAAUGCAAGGUUCACAACACUCAACCUGAUCACCAUUUUUUCUUCAAUUUUAGAUUGAAUUUGAUUAAUCUAAGGCUACAACGUUUUGUUCAACGGAUAGAUUUCAUUGGUUUACAAUCUGUAAGUGAUAGGGUUUCUUGUAGAAUAAGUUCGAGUUCAGUGUUAAAUGAAUCCUUCAUAGUUGGUAGGGAGGAUGAUAAAGAGAAAUUGAUGAAUAUGUUGUUGUCGUCAGGUAGUGGUACAAAUCUAGGUGUGAUUGCUCUUUUAGGUGUUGGAGGGGUUGGAAAAACUACACUUGCUGAACUAGUUUAUAAUGAUAAACAAGUUCAUGAGCAUUUUGAUUUGAAAAUGUGGAUUCGUUUUUCGGAGGGUUUUGAUAUUGUGAGGGUAAUUAUAACUCUACUUGCAUCUGUAUGUUCAUUACUUUACAACGACAAAAAUCUUGAUUAUCUCCGACUUGUAUUAAAGCAGAAAUUGAAGUCUAGAAGAUUUUUAUUUGUGUUUGAUGACCUAUGGAAUGUUGGUUAUAAUGAUUGGAAUGAGUUGGUAGCUCCUUUGGUUGAUGGAAACUUAGGAAGUAGGGUGAUCAUUACGACGCGUCAAGAAAAAGUUGCAGAGGUUGUGCAUACAUUUCAAAUUCAUAAAUUAGAACCUUUGUCAUACGAAGACUGUUGGUCUUUACUUUCCAAGCAUGCAUUUGGAAGUAAAGAUUAUGAUGGCGAUGAAUACCCCGAUCUAGAAGCAAUUUGUAGGAAAAUUUCAAGAAAGUGUAGAGGGUUGCCACUAGCUGCCAAAACACUUGGAGGACUUUUGUCUUCAAAUGUUGAUUUAAAGAGGUGGAUUUCAAUUUUGAUUAGCAACAUAUGGAACAUACCAGAUAAUAAUAUUCUUCCAUCUUUGCUUUUGAGUUAUCAGUAUCUUCCCUCUUACUUGAAAAGAUGUUUUGCUUAUUGCUCUGUUUUUCCGAAGGGAUAUUCCUUUGAUAGGAAGCAAUUGAUUUUGUUGUGGAUGGCAGAAGGCUUCCUUGAGCAUUCUCAGGGUGAAAAAGCACCCGAAGAAGUGGGUGAUGACUACUUUGUUGAAUUGCUAUCAAGAUCCUUCAUUCAACAGUUGAAAGAUGACACUGAGAGAAAAAAGUUUGUUCUGCAUGACCUUCUUUAUGAUUUAGCUGAGAUUGUAUCUGGGAAAAGUUGUUGCAAGCUUGAAUGUGGUGGCAUCAUCUCAAAAAAGGUUCAACAUUUGUCAUAUAUUCCAGACAAGUACGGAACUUUCAAGAAGUUUGAGAUUUUCUACGAUUUUAAAAGCUUACGAAGCUUCUUGCCUAUUUGCAUUCGCCGGGGAUCAAAUUACUUAUCUAGAAAGGUGGUUGAUGAUUUACUACCUACACUCAGAAGUUUGCGUGUGCUAUCCUUAUCACAUCACAGCAACUUCACCGUGUUACCAGAUUCAAUUUAUAACUUGUUGCAUUUGCGGUAUCUCGAUCUCUCCCACACUGAUAUCAAAAGCCUGCCUGAAUCAAUAUGUGACUUGUACUAUUUGCAAACCUUAAAUUUAUCAUCAUGCUCUUCACUGAAUGAAUUGCCGGUUGAUAUCGGAAAGUUAAUUAAUUUACGCCACCUUGAUAUCAGUGACUCUCGCAUUAAAAAGAUGCCAAUGCAAAUUGUUAGAUUGGAAAACCUUCAAACCCUAUCUGUUUUCAUAGUGGGCAACCAAGAAGUUGGGUUAAGUGUGAGAGAACUUGGGAAGUUUCCUAACAUUCGGGGAAAACUUUACAUUGGAAAUCUGUGUAAUGUCAUCGAUGUCAAUGAAGCAUGUGAUGCCAACUUGAAGAAUAAAGAACUCAUUGAUGAGUUAGAGUUAAUUUGGAGAGAAGAAGAAGAAGGAACAAAUGAUUCACAAACAGAUAAAGUUGUGCUUGAUGGGUUGCAACCAUCAAUAAACUUGAAGAAAUUGAGAAUUGCCUUAUAUGGCGGGACAAGCUUUCCAAGUUGGCUGGGAGAUUCUUCAUUUUCUAACAUGGUGUACUUGUGCAUAAGUUUUUGUGACUAUUGUGUCAGACUUCCAUCUCUAGGGCAACUACCUUCUCUCAAAGAUCUAAGUAUAGACUAUAUGCCGGUAUUGGAGACAAUUGGUCCAGAGUUCUAUGGCAUGUCAGGAGGAGGUUCUAAUUCUUCAUUCCAACCAUUUCCAUCUCUUGAGCAUCUAAAAUUUUCCUACAUGUCUAAUUGGAAGGAAUGGGUUUCCUUCGGAGGCAGUAAGUUUCCUUUUCCUCGUCUUAAAACUCUGAAGUUAGAUCAUUGUUCUGAACUGAGGGGACAUUUGCCUAGUCAUCUUCCUUCCAUAGAAGAAAUUACAAUAUUUUGGUGUGAUAGUUUGUUGGCCCCCCCAUCUACUUUGCAUUGGCUUUCCUCGGUAAAAUCUUUAGAUGUGCAUUCUCCAAAGUCCACUGAAUGGUUGUCGUUUGAAAGUAAUUCUACAUGUCUUCUGCAGCGUGUAAAAAUACGGGACUUUAGGAUGAUGUUGUCUCUACCUAAAAUGUUUACGAGUUCCACUAGGCUUCGACACUUGGAACUCCAUUCGAUUCCAUCUCUCUUGUCAUUUCCGGAUGAUGGUCUACCCACUUCUCUGCAGUCACUACAUAUUUCUGAGUGUGAGAAUUUAGCAUUCCUGCCUCCUGAAACAUGGAGCAAGUACACAUCACUUGUGUCUUUGGAGUUAGUGCAAUCUUGUGAUGCACUUACCUCCUUCCCACUGAAUGGUUUCCCCGUGCUCCAAAGUCUUGACAUUGAAGCUUGUGAGAAUCUGCAAUGCUUUUUUAUUUCAGAAAUUUAUUCCCAUUGCCCGUCGACCCUUCAAUCACUUCAUGUUUUCAACCAUAAUGGACUUAUAUCACAUCCUCAAUGGAGGGACACCCCCAACUGUAAUGCACUUAUAUCACUUCCUCAACGGAUGGACGCCCUCAUUGCUCUUGAAAGCUUGCAUCUCACAUUACCAUUAUUACCAUGCUAUGAAGGAGCUAGCCUCCCUCCCAACUUACGAUCAAUUUUCCUUCAAUCCUUGAGAACGAAAACAAUUGCCACCGGAUGGGGUCUCCAAAACCUUAGUGCUCUGUCUGAUUUGGAUAUCAGAGGUGAUGGUAUUGUUAACACCUUGUUGAAGGAGCAGUUGCUGCCGGUGUCUCUCGUGUCUCUGUCAAUACAUUAUUUCUCUAAAAGGAAAUCCUUACCAGGAAAUGGACUUCAACACCUCUCCUCUCUUGAAAAUCUUAGAUUUUAUGGUUGUACAAAGCUUGGAUCAUUGCCAGAAAACAUGUUUCCUUCCUCUCUGAAAUCACUGGAAAUUUCAUAUUGCCCAAAACUUAAGUCCUUGCCGGACAGGUUGCCUUCCUCUCUAGAAAUACUGGACCUUGAUGAUUGUAAAAGACUUGGGUCAUUGCCAAAAGAUGGUCUCCCUUCUUCUCUUAAGCGAUUGAUCAUUAGUAACUGCCGUCUGUUAAAAGCAAAGUAUGAAAAUCAGAGAGGGGAACAUUGGUCCAACAUUGCUCACAUCCCUGUCAUAAAAAUAGAUUAUGAAUUGACAAUAUUAUGA
This is a messenger RNA of Vicia faba (fava bean), 3873 nucleotides long. The record is from the annotation of a GenBank genome assembly. NCBI's taxonomy places the organism in Eukaryota, Viridiplantae, Streptophyta, Magnoliopsida, Fabales, Fabaceae.